Molecule: messenger RNA, 708 nt
Organism: Ostreobium quekettii
Lineage: Eukaryota; Viridiplantae; Chlorophyta; Ulvophyceae; Bryopsidales; Ostreobiaceae
Source: the annotation of a GenBank genome assembly
AUGGCGACGGCCGGGUCUGCGGCGCAGAGGGUGGCGGGGGCGGCGGAGGUGGGCCGGGGCGAUCAGGCGGAUGGGGAGAGCCUUUUGGCCGAAGUGGCGCGGCUCAGGGAGGAAAACGAUGAACUGGAGAAGACAAUGCAGCAGGAGCGGGGGAUGCGGCAGCUGUACUCGCGGAAGCUGGAGGAGGCGGAGGGCGAGUGGCUGCAGCAGGUGGAGCAGCUGCAGGCCUACGUGCAGUCCGUGAGGUCGACGCUAAUCGAGAACGCCGAGGCGGCCGGGUCUUACCAGGCUACCGUGUCCGAUGCGAGCGGGUCCGUGCAGGCCGCACAGGCCGCCGGCGGGCGGCGCAGCUCAAGGGCCGGCCGGGCGCCGACGCCCGCGCAGAGCACCACAGCGGAACAGCUGAAGAAAAGGGUGUCCGAACUCAAGGAAGAAUUUGACUCUAAAGCUACUGUUCUAGAGGAUGACGUCACUUUCAUAAACGAGGUCAGGGAUGGCAUAGCACAGGCACCAGAGAUGGACCCGGACUAUGAGCUUCAGCAAUUGAUCAAAAAAUUCAACACCUGGAAGAGGGACUUCAAAGAGAAUCUGAAGGCAGCUGCUGACCUGGCCAAGAAAAAGGCCAAGGAGCAGCGUUCGUUGUCCCGGCAAAGCAAACGGAAGGGGAGCUUGGAGAAGGGCCAAAGGUGGGAGCAACUUGAACUGUAG